AUGGGUAAUGCACCCUCCAAUAAAAAGGGAGACCCCACCGAGAAUGUCAAAAUAUUUUUGGAGAAAGCGAAAGAGGAUUUCGAGAAGAAAUGGAGUACUCCAUCGUCUAAUACGGCAUCACUCGAUGAUUACGACCGGAUCAAGACGUUAGGCACCGGCUCUUUCGGGCGGGUAAUGCUUGUGCAGCGCAAACAGGGCGGCAAUGAGUCGGGCAAAUAUUUUGCUAUGAAAAUACUAGACAAACAAAAAGUAGUGAAACUAAAACAAGUGGAACACACUUUAAAUGAGAAACGAAUUUUACACGCGGUCGACUUCCCAUUCCUGGUUCACCUCGAUGCACAUUUCAAGGACAAUUCCUACUUAUAUAUGGUUCUCGAGUACGUUCCCGGAGGAGAGAUGUUCUCACACCUCAGGAAAAGUGGAAGAUUUAGUGAACAGGCGGCCCGUUUCUAUGCCGCACAAAUCGUCUUAGCGUUUGAAUAUUUGCAUUAUUUAGAUCUCAUUUAUCGCGAUUUAAAGCCCGAAAACUUAUUAAUUGAUCAGCAGGGAUAUAUCAAGGUAACCGAUUUUGGUUUCGCCAAACGAGUAAAGGGCAGGACAUGGACUCUAUGCGGGACUCCUGAAUAUUUAGCGCCAGAAAUAAUUUUAAGCAAAGGAUAUAACAAAGCUGUCGAUUGGUGGGCAUUAGGUGUACUGAUAUACGAGAUGGCAGCCGGUUAUCCGCCAUUCUUUGCUGACCAACCAAUUCAAAUAUACGAGAAGAUAGUGUCGGGAAAAGUUCGCUUUCCCUCGCAUUUUAGUUCCGAACUGAAAGAACUAUUGAGAAAUCUAUUACAAGUCGACUUAACUAAACGCUACGGCAAUCUUAAGAACGGCGUCAACGACAUCAAAGGUCAUCGAUGGUUCAGUUCCACCGAUUGGAUCGCUGUCUACCAGAAAAAGGUUGAGGCGCCGUUUCUGCCCAAAUGUAAAGGACCGGGCGAUACGUCCAACUUUGAUGACUACGAAGAGGAGACUCUCCGCAUAUCGAGUUCUGAAAAGUGUGCGAAAGAAUUCAGUGAUUUUUAAGAUUGAAUUCAUAAAUAAGUCAUUUAUAAGAAAAAUAAUAAUUUCCUCCGAAAACUGUUGGCUCAUCACAAGAAUCGAUCGAAUCAUUCAAUCACUGGAAGUGCAAAACAUUACAUACAUUUGGGAUCGGAAUCAGAUUCGAGACGAUUCUCAAGACACGAUCGAUGAAUGAAUUGCUGAUUAAUAAUAAAUUACAAUAAUUGACAACAAAAUACCAGUAAAUUCUGAUAUAUUCUCAUCAAAGUAGUGAAAAACACAGACAGAAAGAAGCUAUCGUUCCAACAGUUAUCAAAACCAUUCAUUACAUCACCUUUUGGUGCAAUUCUUGCUUUUGAAUCAUUGCUUACUUCGGACUCAUUUCUGCUCCAAAAAAACAAUUCUCUAAUUUUUAUUAUGCAUUCUUCAAGUGAUUGAGUGCCACGUCUUGUAAAUAGUGAUAAUUCUUAGACUCUAUACCUAUGACUCUAAACGUCGGCAGCAAACCAUCAAACCAUACAAAACCCAUAUUAUUAUAUAAAUAAUAAUUAAAUGAAUUUAGUUUAUAAUUGGAAUGGUUUAGGGCUAAUACAAUACAAUAUAAUUCAAAUCAAUUCAAUUACAAUACAAACACUUUCAUCAACUCUAGUCGUUAGUAGGAUUUUACAGAUUUUAAAAUAAAAUAAAUAAUUUAAUUAAAUUGUAAUUUGACUGUAAGUCCUUUUAAUAAUAAUAAUAAUAAUUAAUAACAAAUUUUCAAUUGACUAAUCAAUACAUUUGUCUCAUAUUUAUGUUUAUCCUUUUGAUUCGCUUCUCUUUAUUAUCGAUCGAGUCGUUCAACACUUUAGGGAUCGCAUGAAAUGCUUGCCUGCAUUCGGAGGACAUAAUCAACAAAUCACCGUCUCUUAAAUAUAUGGGAACUAUUGGUUUAGUCGACCCCUUAGUAGUGCCUCCGAUCAGGAAUAUAGCACUCGAGCCCAGACUCAGGCUAAAGAGCGGAGCACUCGUAUUGGGUUCUGAAUGAUCGGAAUGCGGACACAGAGUAGAGUUGUUAGUGUAGUAAUUGAUAAGACCUGCCUCUCCACGGAAUCCCUCAAAUCCUAACGACAGACUCAUGUAUUGAAACAAUUGCUGUAUUGGGAGGGGAACAGCACUUCCACCAUUGGAUUCGUCAUACAUUUUUGUGUCCCAAUUGUGAUGAUAACCAAAGCUAAUCCAUCGCAGGUUCGAGUCCUCUAUAGGUUUGGUCGGAGGCAG
Molecule: messenger RNA, 2301 nt
Organism: Medioppia subpectinata
Lineage: Eukaryota; Metazoa; Arthropoda; Arachnida; Sarcoptiformes; Oppiidae
Source: the annotation of a GenBank genome assembly